AUGUAUCUAUCUCAGUAUAUUCAUAUCUAUCUAUCUAUCUAUCUAUCUAUCUAUCUAUCUAUCUAUCUAUCUAUCUAUCUCAGUCAAUUUUUAUAUAUUUAUCGCAGCAUGUUCAUAUCUAUCUAUCUAUCUAUCUAUCUAUCUAUCUAUCUAUCUAUCUAUCUAUCUAUCUAUCUCACACUUUGCAUAUCUAUCUAUCUAUCUAUCUAUCAAUCUAUCUCAGUCUAUUUUAUAUAUCUAUCUCAGUAUGUUCAUAUCUAUCUAUCUAUCUAUCUAUCUAUCUAUCUAUCUAUCUAUCUAUCUAUCUAUUUCAGUCUAUUUCAUAUAUCUAUCUCAGUAUAUUCAUAUCUAUCUCAGUAUGUUCAUAUCUAUCUAUCUAUCUAUCUAUCUCAGUCUAUUUUAUCUAUCUCAGUAUGUUCAUAUCUAUCUAUCUAUCUAUCUAUCUAUCUAUCUAUCUAUCUAUCUAUCUAUCUAUCUAUCUAUCUCAGUCUAUUUUAUAUAUCUAUCUCAGUAUGUUCAUAUCUAUCUAUCGAUCUAUCUAUCUCAGUUUAUUUUAUAUAUCUAUCUCAGUAUGUUCAUAUCUAUCUAUCUAUCUAUCUAUCUAUCUAUCUAUCUAUCUAUCUAAUGCGACCACUUGUCUGGGUUAUGGCCUUCUUUCUUUCUUUCUUUCUUUCUUUCUUUCUUUCUUUCUUUCUUUCUUUCUUAUUCCCUAAUCCUGACCUUUCUGUUAUUUUACCCCCUUUUUAUUUUCUUUUUUUUCUUUCUGUACCAAUCCAGUUCUUUCUGUUAUUAUAUCCGCUUUUUAUUUCUCUAUUUCCUUUCUUUCUUUCUUUCUUUCUUUCUUUCUUUCUUUCUUUCUACUUAUUCCCUACUUCUGACCUUUUCAUUAUUAAACCCUCUUUUGAUUUUCCUUUCUUUCUUAUUCUUUCUGUACCAAUCCAAUUCCUUCUUUCUCUAGUUGUUCGAUGUCUUUCUUUCUUUCUUUCUUUCUUUCUUUCUUUCUUUCUUUCUUUCUUUCUUUCUCUCUCGGAUGACCAAUAUUGUUUCUAA
This is a messenger RNA of Acanthosepion pharaonis, 1050 nucleotides long. The record is from the annotation of a GenBank genome assembly. NCBI's taxonomy places the organism in Eukaryota, Metazoa, Mollusca, Cephalopoda, Sepiida, Sepiidae.